This is a messenger RNA of Perca flavescens (yellow perch), 1149 nucleotides long. RefSeq names its product lipopolysaccharide-binding protein-like. The transcript is spliced from 10 exons. Gene Ontology annotation, molecular function: lipid binding. NCBI's taxonomy places the organism in Eukaryota, Metazoa, Chordata, Actinopteri, Perciformes, Percidae. Bases 1 to 1149 code for a protein of 382 amino acids. The record is from RefSeq and is a predicted model, not a curated record.
AUGGUCCUCGGACCAUACUGCUUGGCUCACUCACUGGGCCUAAAGUGUGCCAAGAAAACCUCCACACACCAUUACAUCAUCACCACCAGCCUGUACAGUGUGAAAGAUUUAGGUCUGAAGUAUUUGAAGAUGCUGGUGGUGAACCAACAGUAUGCAGUGGAUUUACAGAUUCCCAUGUGCCACAUUACACAGUUGACAUUUACUUGUCUGGACGUGGACCGUGAUAAUGUCUUUGUCAGGUUCCAGCAGGGUUCAGGUCUUCAGUUUGAGUUCAGGGACCUGAACUUCAUUGGAAAACUCCAAAGAGAAAUUUGCUCGUCUCAAGGACCGGCUUACCUAACAGGAGGAGGUGUUGACGUCACCAUCAGAGUGAGACUGAUCCAAACUGGAGGACAUCUGAGUCUCGAGAUACCGUCUGAAAACUCUGAAGACUGUAAGGUCCAAGCCGAGAGUAUCCAUGUGGACUUAACUGGAAAACUGGGGUUGCUGCUGAACCCUUUUCUCACAGGAGGGUUAAAGUUGGUCAAUCUGUUCCCCUCCCAGCUCUGUGAUUUUAUUGUCAAACAUGGUGUCCCUAAAGUAAACACCAUGUUGGCGGCCCUCCCCAUCGCGUGGACUUCGAACAAAGACCUCGGUAUCAACCUCGACUACUCUCUGAGUGGAAACGUCAUGGUAACGGCCAACAGCCUCGACGUGCCUUUCACAGGUGUGGUGUACUACGAUGACCACGGUGACCAUGGUAACCACAAUGACGACGGUAGUAGAAGCUCUGCUUUACCAGCAGCAGGUGUAGUGCCGGUGUUCACAGAUAAAGAUAGUAACCGGAUGGCUUACGUUGGCGUCUCUGAAGACCUGUUUAAAAGCGCCGGACAGGCGCUCUACGACCACGGGCCUUUUGAACUGACCGUUCCACAGGUUAAUUCUGUUGCUAAAUUCUUUCUGAACAAAGUGGGAUUGUCUGAGGGUCCUGUUGAAGUUCAGCUCACUGGGGUGCCAGUCAUCAAAAUCAACAAGGAUGGAGUAUCUGUCAAGGUGGAGGCCAUCGCCCAAUCUCUAGACAAACCAGAUCUUCCCGUGGAGUGUAAGUUUGGGAUAAAGGUCGAUUUGAAUGGACACCGUCUGAUUCUUCAGUAUCUAAGCCCCAAGUAA